UGCGCAUGUGUUCCACCGGAUGUCAUUCUUCAGUACGUGGCAAACACUUCGUAUGUUUUGACUCGUGUUAAAACUGUAAUAUAUUGUACUCCUGGAGUGAUAUUACUGAAAACAUUUAAACACAAGGCAGAUUCUUGAAAACAGAAUAGCUACUUAGAAAAUGACACAAUGAAUCCUAACUACCCGGGAAGUACACAAGGACAGAUGCCUCCUACAGGGUAUGGGGCACCUGGUAUGAACCCAGGAGGACAAAUGAGACCCCCAGGUCCCGGUCCCAUGAAUAGUCCAGGAGGUUAUGGUGGUCCACCAAAGCCAGGGCCGGGACAAUAUAUGGCACCACCUACAUCUAAUGGGCCCCAGUAUCCAAACAUGAGUCAGCCAGGGAAUAUUCCUGGUAAACCACCAGAUAUGAAUAACUUCCAAAGACCUACUACAAGUAUGCAAAACAGUAUGGGUCCGGGCAUGCCCCCUUCACAGAGACCUCCAUCAUCAAGUCAGGUAGUUUGGGCAAGUGAAAUUGUCAGUGUACUUCAGAGUUCCCGAAACGCACCGGUCCACCGGGGAUCCCCGAUUUCAAAUGGUUUGAAUGCAAUGCAUAUAUCCCAGCCAAGGGCUUCUGGUCCAAAUCAAAACUAUGGUGCUCCCUCAACAUCAGGACAGCCACGUAUGAUGCCACCACCUGGAGGCCCUAAUGCCCAAGGUGGUUCUGGGUUACCACCACCCGGUCCAAUGGGUGGCACAGCACGCCCACCAAUGAGCCAAAUUGGAGGACCUGCUCAAGGCCAGUUAGGAGGUCCACCCACAAGCCAGUACAGUGGGGGCCCUCCCACAAGCAUGUAUGGUGGGGGUCCUCCCACAAGCCAUUAUGGAGGUGCUCCACCCAUAAGUCAGUAUGGAGGGGCACCACCCACAAGUCAAUAUGGUAGCACUCCACCCACAAGUCAAUAUGGUAGUGCUCCACCCACAAGUCAGUAUGGAGGGGUGCCACCCACAAGUCAGUAUGGAGGGGCACCACCCACAAGUCAGUAUGGAGGGGCUCCACCCACAGGACAACUGGGAGGUUUAUCAGGUCCCCCAGGAAGUCGACCUGGAGGAAUGGCUGGGCCACCACCUACAACACCUGGAAUGCCCCCAGUUUCAUCUUCAAUGGGUGGUAUGCCUCCACAUUCUAGGCCAGGUGGACCAUCAGGCCCACCCUCAGGACCCCCUUCUGGAAUGUCCAUGACAGACAGAUUUGGACCCGGUCCACCAAGUGGACCUCCUUCUGGUCCAGGCACAAUGUCUCAGCCUGGUCCUGGUUCAUUUCCUCCUGCCCCAGGACCUGGUGGGUUUCCUCCUUCAAAUCAGUAUGGAGGUUCUGGACCCGGUCAGUUCCCUCCUCAGCCCGGUCAGAUGCCACCUCAGCCAGGAGGUCAGCCGCGAUAUCCAGGGGGAACCAUGCCAGGGCAGUCCUUCCCACCCAACUACCCAGGAGCUCAACCCAUGCCAGGACCAGGGGGAAUGCAGCAGCCAUCUGGACCUAAAAAACUGGACCCUGACCAGAUGCCUAGUCCAAUUCAAGUGAUAGAAGAUGACAGAGCCAAUAGGAGUGGGGUUUUCCAAACUGCUAAAGGGGCAGUACCACCAUCAGUUACCACUAAUUUUACUGUACAGGAUCAAGGAAAUUGCAACCCUCGUUUUAUGAGGAGUACAAUGUACAACGUUCCUUGCACCUCAGAUAUGUUGAAGAACUGUCAUGUACCAUUUUCUCUGAGCAUCAAUCCAUUUGCUAAACUCCCUGAAGAAGAGCUGAAUCCCCCGAUUGUCAAUCUCGGGGAGGUAGGGCCAGUCAGGUGUAAGAGAUGUAAAGCCUACAUGAAUCCCAACAUGAUGUUUAUUGACGGAGGACGGAGGUUCCAGUGUGUGUUCUGUGGAGCAGCUACAGAUGUGCCAGCAGAGUAUUUUGCACAUCUAGAUCACACAGGAAGAAGGAUAGAUAGUUAUGACAGACCAGAACUGUGUUUAGGUUCCUAUGAAUUUGUAGCUACUAAAGAUUACUGUAAGAAUGGAACAUUGCCAAAUGCACCAGCCUUUAUCUUUAUGAUUGAUGUGUCCUAUAACAGUAUAAAAAGUGGAUUAGUACAUUUGAUUUGUGAGAGAUUAAAAGAUGAUGUCUUAGUAAAUCUACCAAAAGAAGUUGGACAGGAUGAGUCAGAAAUCCGAGUUGGAUUUGUAACAUAUGCUAAAGAAAUUCAUUUCUAUAAUGUGAAGGGUAACUUGGCCCAGCCCCAGAUGUUGGUUGUAUCGGACUUGGAUGAUGUGUUUGUGCCACUGUUGGAUGGAUUUCUUGUGAAACUUUCAGAAUCCGAGGCAGUCAUUGACAGUCUAUUAUCACAGAUCCCUCAGAUGUUCGCGGAGUCUCGGGAGACAGAAACUGUGUUAGGGCCAGUCAUUCAGGCCGGCCUAGAUGCUUUAAAGUCUGCCGACCGCAGUGGAAAACUUUACAUAUUUCAUACUUCUCUGCCAAUAGCUGAGGCUCCAGGAAAAUUAAAGAAUAGGGAUGACAGGAAACUGCUAGGAACUGAGAAAGAAAAGACAAUUCUGACUCCUCAGAGCAACUUCUACACUAAAUUAGGCCAGGAGUGUGUCACUGCAGGUUGUAGUGUGGACUUGUUCUUGUUCCCCAAUGCAUACAUCGAUAUUGCAACAAUAUCAGAAGUGUGUCGUCUCACAGGAGGAAAUAUAUACAAAUACAGCUACUUUCAGGCUGACUUGGAUGGAGACCGUUUCCUGGAAGAUCUGAAGCAUAAUGUAAAGAACCAGACAGCCUUUGAUGCCAUUCUUCGUGUCAGAGCCAGUACAGGUAUUCGGGCUGUGGACUUCCUGGGCAAUUUCUACAUGUCUAACACAACAGAUGUUGAACUGGCAGCUAUAGACAAAGAACAAGCUCUUAAUGUUGAGAUUAAACAUGAUGAUAAAUUAAAUGAAGCUGAUGGUGCUUAUAUUCAGGUUGCAGUACUGUUUACCAGUGUGGGGGGACAGAGGAGAUUAAGGAUACACAACUUGUCUCUGAACUGCUGUACUCAAAUGGCUGCAGUGCUGUUCACUGGAACACUGUACUGUUUUAGGUUGCAGUGCUGUUCACUGUUUGAAUUCAUCAAUUACAUGGCCAAACAGGCUGUACACUCUGUCAAAACGGGCCUGAACUCUAACCCCAAGCAGGUGAGAGAGGGAGUGAUGAACCAGGUGGCGCAGAUUUUGGCGUGUUACAGGAAGAACUGUGCCUCCCCGUCGUCUGUAGGUCAGCUGAUUCUGCCCGAGUCCAUGAAGCUUCUCCCUCUGUAUGCCAACUGUGUUAUUAAAAGCGACGCUCUGCAAGGUGGGUCUGAAAUAUCUACCGAUGACAGAAGUUACCUUAUGCAUAAACUGAAUGCUAUGGAUGUUGCCUCAACACAAGUGUUCUUCUACCCAAGGCUGAUACCCAUGCAUGACUUGGAAUCCCAUGGAGAUAGAAUUCCACAAUCCAUCAGAUGUUCUGCAGAAAGACUCCGAGAUAAUGGGGUGUAUCUCCUAGGUAUGAAUGGUAAUUUGUUCCUGAAAUGAAUUGGUCACAAUGUAGAGCCAUGGGUACAGCAGUUUUUUGUACAAAGUGCUGCCCAGAUUACAUUGUGUAAUUAGUGUAAAUUGAUUGACCUCGAUAACCCUGUGUCACAGAAAGUACGGGACGUAAUUAAUUCAAUACGAAGUGAACGGGGUAGAUAUAUGAAGUUAACAAUUGUUCGACAGCGGGACAAGUUGGAGCCAUGGUUUAACCACUUCCUGGUAGAAGACAAAGGACAUAGUGGAAGUGCUUCUUAUGUAGACUUCUUAUGUCACAUACACAAAGAAAUUCGGAACUUGUUGAGCUAAACAAACUGUCUUCAUAAACACAAAAUACGAAAUGGAGUCUGCUGAAAUGGACAUAACUUCAUAAAUACAAAUAUUGUCGAAACCAUCUGCAGCAGAGAAGAAAACCCAAAUAUCAAGAAGUUUCCAGAAUAGGAACAUCUGAUAUUAUUGAUAGACUGUGAGGUAUAUGGAUUAUGGUGGACCCCUGGUGAUAUGAUGUGAUGAAGAUUCUGUUUUAUUAUGGAUUAUUAUGGAUUCUCUGUGAUAUGGCCCAUAGUAACGUUCCAAGGGCAAAACCUGAUACCUAGACUGGCCCUUCUAUCUGCCAAAUUAACAAAAACAAUCGCAAAUAGAUACUCUAAGUACUAAUCAGUUGACAUCUAAUGCCAUAAAAUGAAUACAUACCCAAUCUUCAUGCGAAUGUUGUGAUGCUAUACAAGUAUACAGUGUAUAUGUAUUGAUGUCAGAUUCUUGGAAAGAUUAAUUGAACAUUACAUUUUGGAUGCAUCAUUUUUCCUGCACCAUAUUGUAAAUGGGCUUUAAAAACAGAUAUUUAUUCAUGAAUUGUUUUGUUAAGCAUUAGUUAAAUUUAAUUUAACAGGUGAAUGUUAUGGGUAAGGAUUUUAUUUUCAUGAAUUUUUACCACAUAUUUCUCUCUUCUUCUCUUCAUUGCAUGUAUGAAUUUUCAGAACUUAAAAUGUAUUUAUUAUAAACAUGUUCAUUAAAUUUAUCGACUUCAUUGUCUGAUUGUAACUUUAAUGAUGAUGGAAUGUAAACAUGAAGAUGCUUAACUAUUUUAACAUUAAUUCAGGAGUGAAUAUGUGAUCAACAGCUUGACUUUCUAGUCUAUGAUGGUGUUCUCUCAAUAUAGAUUAUAUGAAGAUUAUGGAAUGAGAGUUUUUCACCACAGUGUUAGCAAGUGGCAAAUAAAAAAAUGAAAAAGUU
Messenger RNA from Saccostrea cuccullata (small rock oyster), 4812 nucleotides. RefSeq names its product protein transport protein Sec24C-like. Gene Ontology annotation, biological process: endoplasmic reticulum to Golgi vesicle-mediated transport; COPII-coated vesicle cargo loading; intracellular protein transport. Lineage: Eukaryota; Metazoa; Mollusca; Bivalvia; Ostreida; Ostreidae. Gene Ontology annotation, molecular function: zinc ion binding; SNARE binding. Gene Ontology annotation, cellular component: COPII vesicle coat; endoplasmic reticulum exit site. The record is from RefSeq and is a predicted model, not a curated record.